UGGAACCCGGGGGGAUGACAGCAAACUCCUCUAGUCACGUAUCCUCGUCUUUUCCACGCUGACUUUAUCAUGAUUUACAUUCAUAAAUACAUUGGUACAUUUUUACCGUGAUAUGAAAACUAAAAGUAAGCGAUUCUUAGCCUUAUAAACUAAAAGGACAGGCGCAAACUUGUCACUCACGCAUGUUUCACAGCAACAGCUUGAAACCAGCUUCGACCAAUGAACGUGAAGCUACACGUUUAUGGAGCCGCCAAGGACGAAUCAUAUCUCAUAAAAAGGAAAAUAGUCCAGCCUAUGUCGUGUGGAAUGCUGGGAUUGACAACAAACUUCUCUAGUCGACUAUCUCUAGCUCCCCCUCCCACACACACACCCACACCCGCUAGCGUUCAAACUUGUUUUUUGGGGUGGGGGAGACAAGAUGGAAAAUGUUCAUCUGGCGGUAGAGGAAGAGGAUAUUUACUCGGGAUACAACGACUACAACCCAACGUACGACACCGAGGAGCUGGAUAAUGAUGCGGGCUUCCAAGAGGCAGUCAGGACCAGUCAUGGAAGAAGACCCCCGAUGACUGCUAAAUUUCCUGGGACUGCCGCAUCGGGGCGCCCUCUCGUUUCCUCCUUUGGAGCUCGGCUGUCCAUGACCGGUCGACCCAUGACUGGAGCUGUACUGGAUGGAGCGUCUCGGCCCAUGUCAGCGGUCAGAGCGGCGGGUUUCACCUCAUCGCGAGCAUGUGGCUCAGCUUUUGACCCUCUGGGACAGUCUAGAGGCCCUGCGCCAGCACUGGAGGAAAAGAAAGAGGAUUUGCCCGAGGAGAAGAUCAAGCUCUUGGAGAAGAAAGUGAACGACUUAAUCACUGAGAGCUGCAUGGCGCAAAGCUUGGGCAACUUGCAACUGGCUCUUGAGAAGGCUAAAGACGCUGAGAGGAAGGAGAGAGUGUUAGUGAGACAGAGGGAGCAGUGUGGCAAUGCAGAACAAAUCAACAUAGAUCUCACCUACGCUGUUCUGCUCAACCUGGCUAAUCAGUAUGAAAACAAUGAGAUGUACCCAGAGGCCCUGAGCAGCUACCAACUCAUUGUCAAGAACAAGAUGUUCACCAAUGCAGGACGUCUGAAGGUGAACAUGGCCAACAUCUGGGUGAAGCAGAAGAACUACCCCAAGGCCAUUAAGUUGUACCGCAUGGCACUGGACCACAUCUCGGACGACUACAAGGAGAUGAGGAUCAAGAUCAUGCAGAACAUCGGCACAGUCUUCGUGCUGCUGGGCCAGUACUCGGACGCCGUCGCGUCCUUCGAGCACAUUAUGAGCAAAAGCGCCAACGUCAGGACCGGCUACAACCUGGUCCUCUGCUACUAUGCCACCCGGGACGCCGACGGCAUGAAGAACGCCUUCCACAAGCUCCUCGCUGUGCCCCUCGACAUGCAGCACGAAGACAAGUACAUCGCCGGCAACGAUGACAUCAGAUCCAACAUGUUAAUGGAGGCCAUCAAGAAUGACAAGCUGCACAAAAUGGAGAGAGACUUGAAAGCUCGUGCUGAAAAGUACGUGAUGACGGCUGCCAAGCUCAUCGCCCCGGUCAUCGAGUCUUCUUUUGCCGCCGGAUUUGACUGGUGCGUGGAUAUGGUAAAGAGCUCUCAGUACGUGGAGCUGGCCAAUGACUUGGAGAUAAACAAAGCCAUCACAUACCUCAGACAGAAGGACUUCAACCAGGCAGUGGCCAUCCUGAAGACCUUCGAGAAGAAGGAAAGCAGAGUCAAAAGUGCUGCCUCCACCAACCUCUCCGCCCUCUUCUUCCUGGAGAAGGACUACGAGCAGGCUGAGCGAUAUGCUGACCUGGCCAUGAUUGCUGACCGCUAUAACCCGGGAGCUCUAGUCAACAAAGGCAACACGGAGUUUGUUAAGCAGGACUACGCCAAGGCAGCCGAGUACUUCAAAGAAGCACUGAGGAACGACUCCUCUUGCACUGAAGCCCUCAGGAACCUGGGUCUAACGUACAAGAAGCUGCAUCAUCUGGAGGACGCACUGGACUGCUUCCUGAAGCUCCACACCAUCCUCAGGGACAGCGCCGAGGUUAUGUAUCAGCUGGCCGACACCUACGAACUCAUGGAGGACCCUCAUCAGGCGGUGGAGUGGCUAAUGCAGGUCAUCAGCGUGGUCCCCAACGACCCUAAGGCUCUGGCCAAGCUGGCAGAUCUGCACGACUUAGAAGGGGACAAGUCACAGGCUUUGCAUUACUACUGCGAGUCCUUCAGGCUGUUCCCCUGCAACAUGGAGGUGAUCGAGUGGUUGGCUGCCUACUACGUGCAGACGCAGCUCUACGAGAAGGCCAUUCACUACUUUGACAGAGCCAUACUUGUGCAACCGACUGAGGUGAGGUGGCAACUCAUGGUGGCCAGCUGUUACAGGAGAAGUGGGAACUACCAGAAAGCUUUGGACACAUACAAAGAAAUCCAUCGCAAGUUCCCUGAAAAUGUGGAAUGUCUACGCUUCCUGGUGAGGCUGAGUCAGGACAUGGGCCUGCAGGAGGUCCAGGACUACACUAGCAAGCUGAAGAAAGUGGAGAAGAUGAAGGAGCUCAGAGAACAGAGGGUGAAGUCGGCACGAGAGGGCAGUGCCCGAUGUCGCAGAGAGGGCAGCGCAGGAAGUGCUGACAGCGGCCACAGCAGCAGCAACGGCAACAAAGGCGAGCGUCUGGGUGCCCAGGUGAUGUCACUUCCUGCUACCAACGACCCUUACGAGAGCAGCAGCCCCAAAGAACUCGAUGCCUCCUACGUGGAUCCACUAGGGCCCCUGAUGGAGCGACCUAAGACGGGGGCCAAGGUGCGGGUGGACGAUGACGACUUCGCGGACGAAGACCUUGGAGAUGAGCUGCUGCCCGAGUAGCUUCGUGGCACACUUUGCAAACUAACGUGAACAACUGGUUUGCACACAAAAAGCUGCCGACACCAGUUUCACAGAUCGACAUGAAAUUUGGUGGACAUGUCUAUCAUAAAAAGACGCACGAAAAAGUCUCAUGGCCUCACACCUGAAAUUGAACAGGAAGUGGGCCAUUUUGGUUUGAAGCAGCCAUUUGGGGAACAAAUUUGGUGAAAAGGGGGCUUAGAACGUGAGACGAAAUCUGCCCGUCACCACUUUCAACGGAUCAAUAAGAAAUUGGGUGGACAUGGCAAUCGUAAUCAGACGCAUGAAAACGUUUAAUGGAACCAUGCCAGAAAUUGAAGAGGAAGUGAGCUGGUUUGGUUUCGAGUUGAUUUCAACAUCCAUUUUCAAAACGAAUGAUGUGAAAUGGGGGCCAUUAGAAAGCUAGAAAAAAAAUCCGCUCCGGUCAUCACUUCCACAGAUCGACAUAAAAUUGGGUGGACACGUCCGUCAGAACAGGAUUUACAAAAAUGUUUCAUGGACCCAUGUCCGAAUUUGAACAGUUGAGCGGCCAUUUUGGUUUGAAGUACCCAUUUUGGGCAACUCGCAGUCUUUUUGCUUUGUUAGAAAAACAGUUGAAAAAACAAUCACUCCCGGAAACAGGUUUUACUGAUCAAAGCGAAACAAGACUCAUACCUGAAACCUGAAGAAGUCAGCCAUUUUUAUUUGAAGCAACAGUUUUGGGGACAAAUACAGUUGAAAAGGGGACCUAGAAAGUUAGAAAAAAAUCAACCCACAUCACGAGUUUUACAGAUCGACACAAUAUUGGGGGCCAUGUCUAUAAUAACCAGAUGCACGAACAAGUCUGGUGGAUUCAUGCCUGAAAUUGAACAGGAAGUGGGCCAUUUUGGGUUGAAGCAGCCAUCUGGGGGGACAAAUUCAGUGAAAAGGCCUAGAAAGUAAGGAAAAAAAUCAGCCCUGGUCACUUGUUUUAUAGCUAGACACGAAAUUGGGUGGACAUGUCUAACAGAAAGUCAGCCAUUUUGGUUUGAAGCUGCCAUUUUUUUUUUUUUUUUAUUCCCCGGCUCGUAACUUGUUCAAAAGUUGGAAAAACAGUCUACCCCAGACACCAUUUUAAAUUAUUGACACAAAACUGGAUGGACAUUUCUAUCAUAACAAGAUGCACGAAAACGUUCUAAACACCCACACCUGAAAUUAAACAGGAAGUCUGCCAUUUUGGUUUGGAGUGCAGCCAUUUUGGACAAAUUCCAGGGCUCAUACUUGGACAACGCCAUGGGAAAAGUUGGUGUUGGUGGUUCGUUCACAGCUUUAAUUAUUUGUGUUCAGUGUCCACUAUUAUUGUAUAUUUAAGUAGAAAGUAUUUUGUUUAAACACUCUUGACAUAUUAACUGCAAUAUUGGUACACAUGCACAUUACAAGUGCUGAAAGGAAAACAAAUCUGCCUUUACAGACAUUAGUUAAUUUUUAAUUGACAAUAACAGAGUUAUCCAUUUCAUUUCAUAUCAUCCAUUUUCUAUACUCAUCCUCAUUCGGGUUGCGGGUGAGGUGGUGUGUAUCCCAGGUAACUUUGGGAAAGAGAAGCAGGGUACAAUCUGGACCGGUUGAACAAGCAUUAACAAUCAUAUUCAGACCUAUGGACAAUUUAGUCUUCAAUGAGGCUACUAACAUGCAUGUUUUUUUUAAAUCUGGGAGGAAGCCAGAGUACCCAGAGAAAACCAUACGCACAGGUAGAACAUACAAACUUCACACAGGAAAACCAGAGCCAAGAUUUAAACCCAGAAUCUCAUAAGUGUGAGCCAGGUGUGCAUAGCAUUCUGCUCCAAGCAAAAGCACAUAUCCCCAAAUUGUACAAAAUCAUCAUGAAUUCCUGCCACAAUAUCAAUAUUUGACACUAGUGUAUCAAUACUGUAUGGUAUAAAUAAUGAUGCCAAACCCCAAUAUCGAUAUUUGUAUAUUUUUUCUACCACUACAGUAGUGUCUGUUACUAAUGGGUAGGAAUCCCAGAGUAACUCCAUCCAUCAAUUUUCUGUACCGCUUAUCCCCACAAGGGUCGCGGGCAUGCUGGAGCCUAUCCCAGCUAUCUUCAGGCGAGAGGCGGGGUAGCAGUUCUAUUCUAAAGUCUACAAAACCAUGUUGUCUGACAAUUUGCAGAAAAAUACAUCCAAACUAAUCGGGAGAAGCUUCAUCAUGCAACAAGUCAAUGUCCCAAAACACACUGCCAACACAAAAAAGGACUUCAGCAGGGGGAAAACGUGGAAGGUCUUACAUUGGCCAAGUCAAUCACCGGACCUUAACCCAAUUUUACCUCCUGAAGAGGAGACUAAAGGGAGAAACCCCCAGAAACAAACAAGAACUAAAAGAAACUGCAGUAAAGGCCUGAAAAAGCAUUUCAAAUGAAGAAUGCAACAGUCUGGCAGGCUUGAUGCAGUUAUUGCAAGUAAGGGUGAUGCUACCAAAUAUUUAAUGAAAUAUUUAAGUUAAUUAAAUCAUAUCUGGCCGGGAAGGUGGGCGACUGGCACAUCUGGCUCACAGUUCUGAGGACCGGUAUUCAAAUCCCAACCCUGCCUGUGUGGAGUUUGCAUGUUCUCCCCGUGCCUGUGUGGGUUUUCUCUGGGCACUCUGGUUUCCUCCCACAUCCCAAAAACAUGCGUGGUGGGUUGAAUGAAGACUCUAAAUUGCCCGUAGGUGUGAAUGUGAGUGCGAAUUGAUGUUUGUUUCAAUGUGCUCUGCGAUUAGCUGGCGAGGGGACUGUACACUGUGUAUUUAAACCAACCACAUAGCUUUGCCUUACGAUAGUCUAUUUAGCUCAAUGCUAACCAUCAAUGCAAAACAACAUAGAUGGGCUAGCUAAUAUCAUCAAUGGAUAUAUGAACACAAAUGGUGGCGCAACACAUGUAGACAGACAUAAUACAGCAGGCAUACAUUCGCUAUCCUUUUUGAAAAAUUACUGCACGUCACUCUUUUAAUCUGUGACUUUGUAUUACACUGCCCCCAGGUGGCCAAGGUGUGCACACCAGAAGGAGCAGCACAGUGUCCGUUGAAUUGAAGCCAAAAAAAAAUGCAAAAACUUUAAUUCUUUACAUUCCACUUAUGUCAUCACUAUGUUUUUAUAAACUUUUGAAUGCCUUUUUUUUGUUUUUUUAUUAAAAACACAUUACAAAUUAGUUUUGUUUUUUGGGGGGGAUUCUGUAACAGGUUAAGAGUAUUUCC
Molecule: messenger RNA, 6085 nt
Organism: Phyllopteryx taeniolatus (common seadragon)
Lineage: Eukaryota; Metazoa; Chordata; Actinopteri; Syngnathiformes; Syngnathidae
Product: intraflagellar transport protein 88 homolog
Exons: 24
Coding region: 419-2878 (819 amino acids)
Biological process (GO): non-motile cilium assembly; kidney development; intraciliary transport
Cellular component (GO): ciliary basal body; ciliary base; non-motile cilium
Molecular function (GO): kinesin binding
Source: RefSeq, a predicted model, not a curated record